Molecule: messenger RNA, 588 nt
Organism: Trifolium pratense (red clover)
Lineage: Eukaryota; Viridiplantae; Streptophyta; Magnoliopsida; Fabales; Fabaceae
Exons: 4
Coding region: 1-588 (195 amino acids)
Source: RefSeq, a predicted model, not a curated record
AUGAUCCAACAAAUGUUCUACUGUAAGAAUCAACCAAUGUGUGUAACUCCGAUAAGGACGGUCUUAGCAGAUGUAGAAUUUGACUGUUCUAGUGUGGAAAAAUGCAAGACAAAGAAAGGAAAGAAGCAUGGUAUGCUUUAUUCCGAUCACACACAACCUGAACGUCGCAGACCUGUCAAGAAAUCGAAGUAUCUUCAAAACCCAUAUGAUAAAGCUGUCAACGACUCAAGUGCAACUAAGUUGCAGAAGUAUAUAGCAUCAUAUGCAUGGAGCCCUUCACAUGAUCAGGAGGAUGUUUUGUACAGCUCGUUUAAGAAGGCUCGUUGUUUUCUACUACAAAGGAGUCACUUGUGCACACUUCAACAAGACCAAUGGGUGUCAUCCUUUGUGAUAAAUAGCUGGGUCAAUUGCUUGAACUGGAACCAACCAAAUGACAAGAGGACAAGACUGAUUACACCACUGCUUAAUUAUACUGUCUUGGAAGGACCUGAUGUGGAUAAUAAAAGCAAAUCAGUUGCAUGUGAUAAUUUUGUCAAGAGACUGUCACUGUUCAAGUACAUUGAAAUCUUGGAUAUUGACCCACCCUAA